AUGCCUUCAUUGGAAAGCACCUCCGCGGAGCCUCUCCAAACCAGCCUUCGGAAGUGGUGGAAAGAGAGCUCAGUCUACCAGGUCUACCCCGCUUCCUUCUGCGAUUCCAACGGCGAUGGAAUUGGCGACAUUCAGGGGAUCAUUUCGAAGUUGGACUACAUCAAAAGUCUAGGAUCGGAUAUUGUCUGGCUGAACCCGAUUUUCUCUUCGCCACAGGUGGAUAUGGGCUACGACAUUUCAGACUACUAUGGGAUUCAUCCGCAGUACGGGACAGUGGAGGACGUGAACGAGCUUGCUGCUGCCGUUCACUCCCGGCACAUGAAGCUUGUGUUGGACCUUGUUGUUAACCACACCUCUGACCAGCAUCCAUGGUUUCAGGAAUCACGUUCGUCCGUCACCAACGCCUACCGCGAUUGGUAUAUAUGGAGAAAGCCAGUUUUCAGAGACGGGGAAAAGCACCCGCCCAACAACUGGAGGUCUUAUUUCGGAGGAAGUGCCUGGACGUAUGACGAGAGAACGGAGGAGUACUACCUGCACCUGUUUGCUAGAGAGCAACCGGAUCUUAACUGGGAAAACCCUCAAGUCCCUGCCGCUGUGCAUGAGAUUAUCCGGUACUGGCUGGACCGUGGCGCAGACGGAUUUCGCAUGGACGUCAUUAAUUUUAUCAGUAAGGACCAGCGCUUUCCGGAUGCCCCAAUCGCAGACCCUGAGUCGCCGUGGCAGUCGGGGAAGGAUUUCUAUGCAUGUGGCCCUCGCCUCCAUGGACAUCUGCGAGAUAUUGGAAGGAUCCUCAAGGAAUACGAUGCCUUCUCCGUGGGCGAAAUGCUGGACGUCGAAAAUCCCGCGGAGAUUCUGAAAGCCGUUGGGCAUGACAGGGGAGAGAUCAAUAUGGCCUUCCACUUUGAGAUCGUGAAUAUGGAUCAUGGCCCAACGGACAAAUUUGCGAAUCGGAAAUGGGAUCUGCAAGAGCUGAAGUCGAUCGUGUGCAAAUGGCAGAAUUUCAUGCAUGAUAACCACGGUUGGAAUGCGCUUUACCUCGAGAACCAUGACCAGGGCCGAUCCGUGUCUCGAUUUGCCUCGGAUCGCCCUGAGCAUCGCGAACUCUCAGCAAAGCUGCUGGCUACAUUUCUAGGAUGCCAGAGUGGCACCCUCUUUGUGUACCAGGGACAGGAGCUGGGGAUGCCUAAUGUGCCCCAGGACUGGCCGCUCGACAAUUACCGCGACAUCGAAACGCUCAACCACUGGAAGGAACUGAUCUCCCGCCACCCCGAGGACAUCAGCAUGCACGAGACAGCGCUGGCCGAAUAUCGACUCAAAUCGCGGGACAAUUCACGCACCCCGAUGCAGUGGGAUGACUCUCUCAACGCGGGCUUCUCCGUGGGCGAGCCCUGGAUCCCAGUGCACUGCGAUUAUGCAACUCUAAAUGCAGCGGCGCAGGUCAAGGACCCGGGGAGCGUGUACUGGUACUGGUCAGAGAUGCUCAGGCUGCGCAAAGAAUACUUGGGCACCCUUGUCUACGGAUCCUUCGCACUUGUGGACCCAGAAAACCAAGAUGUGUUUGCUUUUGUGCGGAGCCCCUCUCCCGGCUCGUCUUCCCUUGAGCGGGCGCUGAUCGUCCUCAAUUUUCGCCCGUAUGAGGUCACCUGGGCUUUGCCCCCGAAGGCUAUUUCAAACCCAGGGCGAGUCGUCCUAUCGAAUUACCCCGGGCGAACUGAAACGGGGCUGGAGCCAUCCGGAUCAAUCUCUCUGGGGCCGAUGGAGGCGAUUGUGUGCUUGGCUGAAGGUUGA
Molecule: messenger RNA, 1788 nt
Organism: Penicillium egyptiacum
Lineage: Eukaryota; Fungi; Ascomycota; Eurotiomycetes; Eurotiales; Aspergillaceae
Source: the annotation of a GenBank genome assembly